AUGUCACAGGUGGGCCCCAACAGUAUUGCAGCCAGAGAUGGACGUAUCAGAGAGGGAGACAGAAUACUGCAGAUUAACGGUCAUGAUGUGCAGGAUAAAGAGGAGGCGGUGGCUCUUCUGUCCAAUGAGGAGUGCAAAAGCAUCGUGCUUCUGGUGACCAGACCAGAGAUGCAGAUGGAGGAGAGCUGGCUGGAUGAGGAGCACAGUGAGUUCCUGGAGGAGCUCAAGAUGGAGAUUCUGCAGGAGCAACGCAACGAGGAAAAUCAGCAGCUGGAUGCUCGAGUGCACCAGGACCAGGAGGGCGUGGCGGUCGGCUCCCCGUCCAAACAGCGAGAGCAGCGGAUCAGAGCGGAGCAGCACGACCACAACCGGGAGUCCGAGACGCCGCACACCUCCUCCCCACAGCGCCGGCUCCGAGAGAGCUUCGGCCUCGCCGAACACCGCCUGAGCGUCAGCCUGGGCCGCGACAUCGAGUCCGGUCCCGGGUCGGGCCUGGCGUCGCUGGGUCUGUCCUCCGGGCGAAGCGGCGUCGGUGGUAGCGUCCAGCGGGUGGAGCGGGACCUCUUCCAGCAGCACCUGCUGGAGCUCAAGUGCCAGAUCCGCAACCGGGGCGAGUGCGGCCUCUACUACGCCCGCAGCAGCACCAUCGAGUGCAGCGGAGGAGGAGGCGUGGGGGUGGAGCGCGAGCUGCGGAUGCUCAACGAGGAGCUGCGCAGCAUCGAGCUGGAGUGCCAGAGCAUCAUGCAGGCGCACCAGCUACGCAAGACGCAGAGCGACGACCUCGACCUCGACUACGCCCGGCCCACGUCGCCCGCGUCCGCCAACGUCCAGCAGCGGGCAGCCAAGGCGGCCAGAGGUCAGCAGCAGCAGCAGCAGCAGAAGGGUCGCGGGGGGAGGCUGGCGGACAUCCACGAGUACCCCGAGCGCUGGGACACCGGCGUCGGCGGCGGCAACAACAACAACAAGCAGCGGGACAACAGGGACAACAGCUCGAGCGCGUACAACACGGCGGAGAGCGCACGGUCCACUCCGCUGGGCCUCAUCGAGCACUCGCGCUCGCACUCGCCAGAGUCCUCGCAGCAGCAGCGUCGCGUCAACCUGACCAACCUCAAGAACUUGCACGGGAGCGCGCACAGCUCGCCGACACACACGCUCGCACACACACACACCAGCAGCCCGCGGCACCAGUACCACCAGCACACACACACACACACACGCUCUCACACCCUGCCCACCCCCUCGAGUCAGUCGGCGCGGACCCAUCAGACGGCCUCCACGCCGGGCAGCCCCAACCGGACCCUCCCUGCCCCCUCUAAUGCAACCGCCAACUCGUCCAGCCUGGACCAGAGCCCCAGCAACCCCUCCGAGUCGGACCCGGCCCUCCCCGCCGACGACGAGAGGGUGGACCGCAAGAGGGGCCACCAUCACCCCCACCAGCGACGGCAGCCGGCCUGGCACGCCUCCCCGUACCACCACCACGCCACCACCGCCACCACUACAGCGGGCAGCGCCAACGCCGCGAGCGCCCGCAACUACCAGAGCUACGUCCAGCUGCUGCAGCAGCACUCGUCCUCGUCGCUGGAGUUCUCCCAGAGCCAGCUGAGCCUCCUCAGCCUGCGGCCGGGACGGCCGGGCGAGCCGCGCCUGGAGUGGAAGGUCAAAGUGCGGGCGGACGGCACGCGCUACGUGGCCCGGCGACCGGCCCGCGACCGCAUCCUGCGGGAGCGCGCGCUGAGGAUCCGCGAGGAGCGCAGCGGCGGGAUGACCACGGACGACGACGCGGCCAGCGAGCUCAAGAUGGGCCGCUACUGGAGCAAGGAGGAGCGCAAGCAGCAGCUGGCGCGCGCCAGGGAGCAGCGGCGCAGGAGGGAGUUCAUGCAGCGCAGCCGCCUGGAGUGCCUCAAGGAGACCACAGGGGGCGCCACCGGGACGCGGAGGGAGGUCAACAUCCUGGAGCUGAGUCAGAGGAAGAUGAUGAAGAGGCGGAACAAGAAGAUCCUGGACAACUGGAUGACCAUCCAGGAGCUGAUGACCCACGGGGCGCGCGUGCCCGAGGGCACCAAGGUCCACAAUGCCUUCCUGUCGGUCACCACCGUGUAG
This is a messenger RNA of Sardina pilchardus (European sardine), 2100 nucleotides long. It is a transcript of the gene pdzrn4, whose product is annotated as PDZ domain containing ring finger 4. The coding region runs from base 1 to 2100 and encodes 699 amino acids. Lineage: Eukaryota; Metazoa; Chordata; Actinopteri; Clupeiformes; Clupeidae. Gene Ontology annotation, molecular function: protein binding. The transcript has 7 exons. The record is from RefSeq and is a predicted model, not a curated record.